GAGUAAAAUGAAUAACAUUACAAUUUUGGAGAUUUUUUUUUUAAUUUUUUUGAUUUUAGGGACUAAAUUGUGAAUGAAUCAUUUCUUCUAAGAUUACAUAUGGUUAAAAAAUUCCAGGGGCAUUAGUGAUUAGUCGAAAAAUAUGCAUUUAGAGGGGUCAAAUUGUGAUUACCCAUAAAACGAAUUCAUUAACCCCGUGGCCUCCAUCUCUACGAACACAUACACAGAAAACAAACUCAAAGAAGAUGGCUAGUGGUAGUUUGAAGAACAUGUUGAGUGUAGCAAUGAAUCAAGGAGUGGUGGAAGCACGAGCCAGGAUCUUCGGCCACCAAUUGAACCCCACUGGCAUGAAAACUCCACACAAGCUUCUCCGCAUGAAGCUCUUCGGUGAAAAAGUCGCUCAGUGGUACCCUCACGACAUCAAGAAAGACGACCCUCUUGUCAUGGCCCGUCAAGAACAAGAACGCUUAUCAAAGCUUGAAAUGUUGAAGCGGCGAGGAAAAGGACCACCCAAGAAGGGCCAAGGAAGGCGUGCUGCCAAACGCAACAAAUAAAUUAUACUUUCACCUCUCUCUCUCUCCUCUCUCUCAUCUCUCUCUCUCUGGAAUUAUUUUGUGGGUACUCUUUUGAGUUUAAGACAAGUACUUGUUUAUUUAUGUGAUAACACUUUGAGUUUUACUUUUGUUAUCAGAAUGUAAACUCAUGCAUUUUAGAGUUUGAAAUCACUAGCCUAAUUUGGUUGAGAUCUCUGUCCUCUUUGUGCAAUUAAAUUUUCUGAUAUUGGUUCAGUCUAUCUUGGAAAUUUGGAAUGCAA
Molecule: messenger RNA, 814 nt
Organism: Glycine soja
Lineage: Eukaryota; Viridiplantae; Streptophyta; Magnoliopsida; Fabales; Fabaceae
Product: 28S ribosomal protein S33, mitochondrial-like
Exons: 2
Coding region: 246-554 (102 amino acids)
Cellular component (GO): mitochondrion
Source: RefSeq, a predicted model, not a curated record